AUAGCCUGUUACAACAAAGACAGUGAGACAAGGUAAAGCACUGAAGUUCUGACACCCUCUCUGAUACAUCCUCCAAGAUGGAACCAGCAAGUAUGCGGGAAGACUUGAAGCUCUAUCAGAGCACCCUGCUUCAAGAUGGUUUGAAGGAGCUCCUAAAAGAGAAUAAAUUUAUUGACUGCAUACUCAAAGUAGGAGACAGGAGUCUGCCUUGUCACAAACUUAUCAUGGCAGCAUGUAGCCCUUACUUUAGAGAGCUUUAUUUCACUGAAGAUGGCAAAGAAAAAAGCUUUGAGAACAAGGAGGUUGUGCUGGAAAAUGUGGAUCCAACCAUUAUGGACAUGAUUGUGAAUUACCUUUAUUCUGCAGAAAUAGAGAUUACAGAUGAGAAUGUGCAGGACGUUUUUGCAAUAGCCAACCGCUUUCAGAUACCAUCUGUUUUCACAGUGUGUGUGAACUACCUACAGAAGAAACUCUCAAUGGGAAACUGCCUAGCUAUCUUCAGAUUGGGACUGGUGCUAAACUGCCCAAGAUUGGCUAUUGCAGCAAGAGACUACAUAGCUGAUAGAUUUGAGACACUAGCUAAAGAGGAAGACUUUCUUGAGUUUAACCCUCCUGAGCUUUUUGCCAUCAUAGGAGUUGAUGUUCUUAAUGUGGAGAAAGAGCAAGUGGUGUUUGAACUACUGAUGAAAUGGAUCAGGAAGGACAAAGAAAAGCGGGUAAAGUUUUUAAACGAAGCUUUUGAGCACAUUCGCUUCCGUCUACUUCCAGAAAAGUAUUUCAAGGAAAAGGUGGAAAAGGAUGACAUAAUCAAAUCUGAUCCUGAAGUUGUGAAAAAAAUUAAGGUAAUCAAAGAUGCUUUUGCUGGGAAGCUUCCAGCAAAGGAGGGAGGGAAAGAGGAUGGAGAAAACUUACUACCUGGUUACCUGAACGACAGCCCAAGGCUUGGGAUGCAUGCUAAAGACCUUAUCCUGAUGAUUAAUGAUACCGCCGCUGUGGUUUAUGACCCUAUUGAGAAUGAAUGCUCCUUAGCAGCAAUGGCAGAGCAGAUACCCCGAAACCAUGUUAGCAUCUCUACCAAAAAGAAUCAACUUUAUGUCGCAGGUGGACUCUUUGUGGAUGACGACAAUAAAGAAACCCCACUGCAGUGCUAUUUUUAUCAGCUGGACACUCUUACUCCAGAAUGGAUUGCUCUACCCCCAUUGCCUUCUCCCAGAUGUCUGUUUGCACUGGGAGAAUUUGACAAUCUCCUGUUUGCCAUUGCUGGCAAAGACCUGCAGACCAACGAAUCUCUUGACUCAGUAAUGUGCUAUGACACUGACAAAAUGAAAUGGACUGAAACGAAAAAACUGCCCUUGAAAUUACACGGUCACAGUGUGAUUUCACAAAAUGGGCUGGUGUACUGUAUUGGAGGAAAGACAGAUGAAAACAAAAUUAUCAACAAAAUGUUUGCAUAUAACCACAAAAAGUCAGAAUGGAAAGAGCUUUCUGCAAUGAAAACACCAAGGUCCAUGUUUGGAGCAACUGUACACAAAGGAAAGAUUAUUGUGAUUGGAGGAAUCAAUGAAGAUGGCCUGUUGGCAUCUUGCGAAGCCUUUGACUUUGGAACCAACAAGUGGGAAACCUUUCCUGAAUUUGCCCAGGAGAGGAGCUCAGUGAAUCUUGUCAGUACUGGUGGUGUACUAUAUUUAGUUGGGGGCUUCACCAUGAUGGAGACAGAUAUUAAAGAGUGUUCCCCCUCAGAGAUCACAGACAUCUGGCAGUUUGAAGAAGACAAGAAGCAGUGGUCUGGCAUGCUGAGAGAGAUGCGCUAUGCAGCUGGAGCUUCAUGUGUUUCCAUGCGACUAAAUGCAGUAAAAAUGCCCAAACUGUAAAAACAGCCUCAUUGUACUAAACUGCACCCGAUACCAUUUUAAACAUACUUGGUUAUUCCAGUGAUGCAUAAUUACAUUUUAGUAGCAACAUUAUGAAUAUAUUUAAGCAUGAAACAGGCCACUGAAAAACAGCUGGGCGGUUUUAGUGUGUGAGGGAAACUGUUUGUAUAAACACUAAUGUCAAUUAUAGUCACAUUUAUUUUUUAAAAAAUAAUAAACAUUUGUGGUUAAAACGUG
This is a messenger RNA of Electrophorus electricus (electric eel), 2108 nucleotides long. It is a transcript of the gene klhl41a, whose product is annotated as kelch-like family member 41a. Lineage: Eukaryota; Metazoa; Chordata; Actinopteri; Gymnotiformes; Gymnotidae. The record is from RefSeq and is a predicted model, not a curated record. Gene Ontology annotation, molecular function: protein binding.